This is a messenger RNA of Batrachochytrium dendrobatidis JAM81, 1349 nucleotides long. RefSeq lists its product as uncharacterized. Lineage: Eukaryota; Fungi; Chytridiomycota; Chytridiomycetes; Rhizophydiales. Bases 516 to 1349 code for a protein of 277 amino acids. Gene Ontology annotation, cellular component: nucleus. The transcript is spliced from 6 exons. The record is from RefSeq and is a predicted model, not a curated record. Gene Ontology annotation, molecular function: RNA binding.
CAGCAAACUGUGCAUUCAAUGACCUCUGAACUAGUACAGAAAGCCAAUUCAUUGGAUAAUUCAGCGGAAUCAUCCACAGUAUCAUCUCCUCAUGCAAACCCUAUUUCAUCGGGGUAAACUUUUUAUUUUGAUAAUGCUCAGUAUGUGUUUCAAACUAACAUCGAGUCCAACUUUAGUCGCAAACGCAAAUGGGAUGUUGAGCAACCGGAGCAGACUUGUUCAUCAACCGCAUCCGAGGUGAAUGCGGUUUCUACAAAAAAGACUGCAACAGAGAGCAAUCCCAAUCCAUCUGCAGAGCCGGAAUCUGCUAUUGAGUCGACUGCUGCUGCUACUGCUGCUGCUGUGUCUCGUCUAAGUGCACUUCAGCACUCUUCACUAAAACCAGCCUCUGUCCAUUUGGAUCAGUUUGUAAAAGAUAUUGAUAUCAAUGAUAUCAAAAACCGCUAUUUGCUCACCAAUCGUGCUACUCAGAAUAGUCUUGUUGAAGAAACUUCAGUAAAGUAUGUUAUCAGCCAAUGUGUGUUGUAGCUGGUUGCAACUGGAAAUACUUAUUUUUGAAUCCUUGUUUUAGUAUCACUACUCGUGGCAAAUUUUAUCCAGAUAGAAAUCGAGCUACUACAAAAGAUCCACCCUUGUAUUUGCAUCUGAUUGCUCCUACCCAGAAGGCGCUGGAUCUGGCUAUUGAUAAAAUCAAUUCCAUUAUUGAGCAAGCAUCCAUAACUUUAGUGGAGCCUCGUAUCCAUCAUAGUCGAACUUUUUACCAUGAAAAAAUACCUGUCGACAUUGAUGCAACACCUGCCAUGAAUCUUCGAGCCAAGAUUGUUGGUCCAGGAGGUUCGUACAUGAAACACAUUCAACAAGAGACUAGCACUCGUGUUCAAUUGCGAGGUCAUGGAUCUGGAUUUACCGAAGCAUCUACGGGACAGGAAGCAGACGAGCCCAUGUUUGUUAAUAUCAGUGGGAGUAUUGAAAAGGAUGUUCAAUCUGCCAAGCAGCUCUGUGAAGAUCUACUAGAUACAGUUCGAAAAGAUGUCGAGCAACUUAAACAGCGAUAUCAUCCACCACAACACCAACACAAGAUCUCAGCCGGAGCAUCGACUCAUGCUCCGUAUCAAACACCAUAUGCUUCUGCACUACAUCCACCGCCAUCAACCUCACUCUCAACAACAACACCUCAAGCCGCGCCAUAUAAUCAUUAUGUUGUUGGGCCGCCAGCACCUCCUGGGUAUCCGCCCAUCUAUCCUUAUUAUGGUGGGUAUUACGGAUACCCACCACCUCCUCCUCCACCUUUUGGCUUUGCUCCACCACCUCCACUUCCGAAAUCCCCACCACCACCACCACCAUCCUAA